Messenger RNA from Scomber japonicus (chub mackerel), 3440 nucleotides. It is a transcript of the gene ripor2, whose product is annotated as RHO family interacting cell polarization regulator 2. NCBI's taxonomy places the organism in Eukaryota, Metazoa, Chordata, Actinopteri, Scombriformes, Scombridae. The record is from RefSeq and is a predicted model, not a curated record. The coding region runs from base 186 to 3440 and encodes 1084 amino acids. The transcript is spliced from 22 exons.
UGAAGCUCGGCUCAGUCCCAGUCCCUCUCCUACUCAAGCAAGUAGCCUGCCGGUGAUUGGACUGUCGCCUGAAGCGAAGAGGCCAAGCCGGAGUUGAUUCAAUUUUACAGCCCAGUCACUCUCUCUGAAGCUCCGAUUAGUCAGCCGAGGGAGCCAAGAAGGGGGAGAGAAGAAGAAGGAUAGUGAUGGCUAUGACCGACAUUGCAGAGGAUGACCUGGAUGAGAUGAUGCGUGAAGAAGCAGAGGAUGUCUUCUAUGAUGACGGAGUGUCGUCACGCGUCCCAGAGAUCAUGGCGGCAGGUACCCACUCCCCCGGGGGGCCCAAUGGCAUAAUCCGGAGUCAGUCCUUCGCUGGCUUCAGUACACUACAGGAAAGACGCUCACGGUGUAACUCUUUCAUGGGGAAUACAGCAGUGCAGAAGAAGCCUCAGUCCAAACCUAAGAAGCCCCACCUUUCGGGUCACAAGGGGGGCAGCAGCUCCAGAGAGCCACAACCCAAAAGACUGGAGGAGGUUUACACUGCACUCAAACAAGGCCUGGAUGAGUACCUAGAAGUUCAUCAAACAGAACUGGACAAACUCAUGUCUCUGAUGAAGGACAUGAAGAGGAACUCUCGUCUGGGAGUGCUGUACGAUCUUGACAAGCAAAUCAAAACCAUUGAGAGGUACAUGAGACGUCUGGAGUUUCACAUGAGCAAGGUGGAUGAGCUGUAUGAGGCGUUUUGCAUCCAGAGCCGUCUGAGGGACGGUGCCAGCCGGAUGAAGCAGGCCUUCUCCUCAUCUCCCUCCACUAAAGGCACCAAGGAGAGCAUCGCUGAGGUCAACCGCCGGUAUAAAGAAUACACUGAGAACAUGAGCACAUUUGAGAGCGAACUGGAGAACCUGCUUGGGGAGUUUCAUAUCAAGAUGAAAGGUUUGGCCGGCUUUGCUAGACUCUGUCCUGGAGACCAAUAUGAGAUCUUCAUGCGGUACGGUCGCCAGAGGUGGAAGUUAAAAGGGAGGAUCGAAGUGAACUCCAGACAGAGUUGGGAUGGAGACGAGAUGGUCUUCAUGCCUCUCAUCACUGACCUUAUCAACAUCAAGGUGACAGAGCUGAAGGGCUUGGCCACUCACAUGCUAGUGGGCAGCGUGAUCUGCGAGACCAAGGAGCUGUUCACUGCCAUGCCUCAGGUGGUGGCUGUGGAUGUCAAUGACCUGGGUACCAUUAAACUCAACCUGGAGGUCACGUGGUACCCCUUCGAUAGUGAGGACCUGACACUGUCAUCAGGCAACGUGAGCAAAGCCACAGCGCUCCAGAGACGAGUAUCAGUCUAUAGCCAGGGCACGCCGGAGACACCCACCUUCCAGGAUACCUCCUUCUUUUCCACUUUACCAGACGAUGUCUUUGAAAAUGGUGGCUGUGGCGUGGCCGAAUGCAAACGUCUCUCCUUCACCUUCUCCGACACCUCUGGCUCCACUCCCAGCCCCAGCCCUGCCCCAAGCUCCCACUCCCCAGGACAGUCCAACCCUGAGAUCACUGUCACUCCACCAGAAAUAGACCCAUCACCUUCACAAAUCUUCCCAACAAGAGGUGACUCCAUCGUAGAGGAGCAUUUAGAGGAGGAAGAGGAGGAGGAGUACGAAGAAGAUGGUGAGACGGGUAGUAGAACGAGCAGGGGCAGCAGAGGCAGCAGGGGCAGUAGGGGCAGCAGAACCAGCGCCAGCCUCGCCAGUGACGAUGCAGAUGUUCAAGAAGACUCGGAGUGGGAGCGCACAGAGUCCCAGCGAAACUCAGGCUCCAACUGUUCGGCUGCUCCGUCCUUGUGUUCUGAUGGCCACCUGUCUACAGUGGCCCCAGAGGAUGUUUUCCUGGACCACGCUGAUGAACUGAAACCUGUGGAGCUGGACACAGAGGAGGGGGAGGGAGGCAGCCUGACGAGGCAGCUCGUGAAGAGGCUGACUUCUUCAGAAAUCGUGCCACUGAUUGGAAGCUCCACAGAGGGUGAAGGAAGCCUGAGUUGGGCAGGGGAGGGAAGCAGGGCCUUCCUGGAGAGCAGCCUGGAAGAAGCCAUCCACAGCCUGCUGAUGAGGCUGGAGUCACUAACUCACCGCUGUAGAGAGUUGCAGGACCUGGAGCAGGAAGUGAUGCGCCUGGAGGAUCUACUGAAGUGUCGUCUCCCGGGUCAUAGGAGCCGGUCGUCUAGCUUCAGUCUGACAGUGGAGAGCGCCCUGGAGAGCUUUGACUUCCUCAACACCUCAGACUUUGAUGAUGAGGAUACAGGAGACGAUAACGCCGUCCUCAGCAUUCCCCCGCAGAGGUCUCCGCUUUUUGAUGCAGACGGAGAGAGAAUUGGUGGCCAGCAUCCAGAAGCCAGAGGACACCUGAGCGAAGCCCUGACAGAGGACACUGGGGUGGGCAACAGUGUGGCAGGAAGCCCCCUUCCACUCACCACUGGAAACGAGAACCUGGACGUGGCUAUAGUCAUCCACCUGCAGUACUGUAAUCACCUCAUCCAGUUGUUGAGUGGUGUGGGUGUGUGGCAGCGGCGCAGUCUACUCCUCAAACUCUCAGGUCAGACUCAGCUGUUAGAAGAGCUAGCGGAGAUCAGCGUGGACAGACUGGGAGCGAUUACAUCUGCUGCUGACGUACUCCCAGGCCUCGCUGAGCGCCCAGAGCUGAUGACUCUGUGGUCAGAGUGCAGUGGGUCUGCAGGGCUUUUUCACACCACCCUGGACAGAGUGUUCAAACACAUGAACCAGUGCUACACAGCAGUGCUGCAGGAGAGACACCCACACAGCGCUGACACAGUGAUCAGUACAGUAGUGGGUGAGAUGGUGGACAGGAGUGACCUGGUGGCAUCCCACAGUCCUCUUGUCUCUGCACUCUCCCAGGAUGUCCUGACCGUGUUUCAGUUUUAUGGCUACAUCUUACAACAUGAAGUACAAGACAUGGAGACACACCUGCUGCAUCUGGGCAGAGAGGAGGUGUUUGUAGAGGUCCUGUGCAGUGGAGAUUAUUCUCAGUGUCUAGCAGAACUGGAGCAGGUGCCCCUGUCCUCUCUGUGGCCUAAAAACAGCACCCUGAGAGCCCUGGCCUCCCUGCUCACUGCAGAGGAUCCUCAGGUCAACAAGGCAGCAGCCGACUACAUCUCCUCUGCAGCAUCACACAGCCACUUCAGGACCAGGGCAGUGGAGUGCUACACCCAGGCGCUGUCAGAGGCUGGAGUUCAGAGCCAGAGGGCAGCGUGUUCAGCUCUCAGCUGUCUGCAGGCCGUAGAGAGUAUCAAAGCUGUAGUAGCACUCUGUGAUUCAGCUGAUGAGGAGCUACGCCACGUCGCCAUAGAAACCCUGCUCACAUUUGGUGAGGAGGGGCGGCUGGCAUACGAGCAGUUGGACAAGGUGCCAGGAGAAAUAGUCCGUUUGGGCGCACGGCGAGGCAACGCCGUGACCACUGCCUUCUGA